AUGGUUGGUUUCUCCCUCGACACUGUCCGGGGGCGUAUUCGUAAACAACAACAUCCAGCCGCGAAGUUUACCAGCAAGUCACUUAAGAAAUUUUGCCACAAGGUUAUCGAGGAGUUGAAGGCACAGAAUGCUGCACAGGAACAACAGCCAGCAGACGCUAUGCCACCUGUUCCUGCAUCACAGAAUCUUGAUUUCCCCACAGCUACAAUUCAAGGGCCAAGUCACUCACCAGCUAAGAAAAAAUGGUUUUUGAACUCUGAUUGGGAGCCUAAAUUUUCGUGGGUCAGUUAA
Bipolaris maydis ATCC 48331 is the source of this 291-nucleotide messenger RNA. The record is from RefSeq and is a predicted model, not a curated record. Lineage: Eukaryota; Fungi; Ascomycota; Dothideomycetes; Pleosporales; Pleosporaceae.